Messenger RNA from Parastagonospora nodorum SN15, 1284 nucleotides. RefSeq lists its product as hypothetical. The record is from RefSeq and is a predicted model, not a curated record. Gene Ontology annotation, biological process: L-citrulline biosynthetic process. NCBI's taxonomy places the organism in Eukaryota, Fungi, Ascomycota, Dothideomycetes, Pleosporales, Phaeosphaeriaceae. The transcript is spliced from 2 exons. Bases 1 to 1284 code for a protein of 427 amino acids. Gene Ontology annotation, cellular component: mitochondrion. Gene Ontology annotation, molecular function: ornithine carbamoyltransferase activity; amino acid binding.
AUGCCUGCCCUCCGACCAGCGAUUGCGGCUCUCCGAAGCUUGCAGCGCACUCAAUGCCGCCGAUAUUCGCUCGCAGCGUCGCCAGCUACUCCCCAAACUUCUCCAUUUGCGCCUCGACACUUGAUGUCAAUCGCAGAUCUCACACCCGCUGAGCUCACCACACUCGUCCGGAAUGCCGAAAACCACAAGACUUCAAUCAAGUCAGGGACCGGCGAGAUUCCACUUUCGAUGCGCGGGGCAUUGGCGGGGAGGACAGUGGCCAUGACAUUCAGCAAGAGGAGCACCCGCACACGAGUAUCAACAGAAGGCGCAAUUGCAGCAUUCGGAGGCUCUCCCAUGUUCUUGGGCAAGGACGACAUCCAAUUGGGCGUGAAUGAAUCGCUCUACGACACAUCUCUCGUGCUCUCUAGCAUGACAGCUGCCAUUGUCGCCCGUGUCGGUCCCCACUCGGACGUCGCAGACCUCGCCAAACACUCUUCAGUGCCCGUCAUCAACGCCCUGUCCGACCUCUACCACCCUCUCCAAACCAUCGCCGACUUCCAAACAAUCUCCGAGAUCCACCCGUCCACCUCUACGACAUCACUGGGUCUCGAGGGUCUCAAGAUUGCAUGGGUAGGCGAUGCAAACAAUGUGCUGUACGAUCUUGCCAUUGGUGCUAUGAAGCUGGGAGUUGACAUCUCCGUUGCCACACCCGCGGGUUACGAGAUCCCCAAGGAGAUGAAGACAGUGAUUGAGCAUGCUGCAAGCACCUCACCUCGCGCCGGAAAGUUCAUCGAGACCAGGGUACCAGAAGACGCCAUCAAAAACGCAGACAUCCUCGUCACAGACACCUGGGUAUCUAUGGGCCAAGAAGAGGAAACUGCGAAGAGGUUAAAGGCAUUUGAGGGCUUCCAGAUCACAUCCGAGCUUGCGAAGCGUGGAGGUGCAAAGGAGAGCUGGUCAUUUAUGCACUGCUUGCCUCGUCACCCAGAAGAGGUCAGUGAUGAGGUAUUCUACGGCCCCAGGUCCGUCGUCUUCCAGGAGGCAGAGAACAGGCUGUGGGCAGCCAUCUCAGCGCUAGAAGCGUUUGUUGUGAACAAGGGCAAGAUCCACGUCUCGAGUCACUACGCCGUCUUCUUCAGAGAGCACGGAGCACGACGCGAUGACGGGUACGAAUUCCUGCGCGAAUCGGAUUUUGCGCUGCAGCCCGGCCCAGACUUGUGCGUGGGUGAGGACGGGGGUGGUGGAGAGGGGGUUGAUGGGCGCGGUGUAGGCGAGGUGGAGGGUAACCAUUUUGCGGGCUGA